GUCUUCAAAACACAGCAUGCCGUUGUGUGACGCAGUGUGUAUUUAUAUCUUCUAAGAUCUGGAAGAGCUAGACAUUCUACUACUGUAUUUUUACCACAACACUGUCAAAGUACGCCAGCAGACGGUUGUCAUUUUAUUUGUAUCUAGAUUCAUAGUAUUGUAGAAUAUGACGCCGGGACGGUCGCACUAAAAGUCAGCAGAGCCAUGACAUGAGUUUGCCAUGUGCUGGUAGUGGGGCAGACGACACAUUUUGACGGCAGGUUGAUGAGGGUAUGUGAUGAAGACGAAAGUGUUCGCUUUGAUGGGAGGAUUUACGUCUCUCAUGCAGGUCUUCGCCUUAUGUACUCCAUGGUGGGUGACCAUCCAAAGGGAUGACCGCCGGACUGUCUACGGCCUAUGGUACACACUCUCUUGUGAAGUUUCACAAGGCGUGUCCUUCUGCAAGACGCUGUACCAUCACGCGCCUCACGAGGAACAUGACGUCAUCGAUGUUGUUUCUAAUUUCUUGGAGUAUGAGAUCGAGACGAUGGUGGGCGCAUGCGUAUGCCUUGCCGCCACAGCCCUUGGCACCAUAUACCGACAUCGCGGAGCCAAUAAAGAUUCGCUCUCGUACGGCUUGGGUGGAACACUCUUGCUAGUCGCUUCAGGGACAACAGUCUGGGUAGCUAUAGGCAAACUUAUAAAGGAGAAUAUUGACCUGGCUGGACAUGAGACUAUAGACAUUCCUUGGUCACUCAUCAUAUCGGCGCUGUUUAGUACUGUUCCAUUUGUCCUUGCUGCCGUUACGAUCCCCUUAUUGGUUGCGAACUUCCGUGAAUUGAAACGAGACAGAGUGGCCGCACGUGCUUUGGAGGACAAGAUUCAAUCGAGCACGGCAAACCUUUACACGACGGACAUAAGUAUGGACCGCCUUCCUGGGUACCACAAUAUGGGAACGUCACUGACGCCAGCUCCAAGUUUCUCAACACUUGACUCAACGGCUUUUCCAGGCGAUCCCGUGACGACAGAACCAAUCAAAAGCGGCGAGAUUUUCCUGUGAUAUAAGUAGUGUUUAAUGUGAUAUAUUUAACUGUUAUUAUGUAAUUCUGAGCUGGUUUCUGUUAUUUGUUGGUGUAGAAGUAUCAGAUGUCAAACAUCUAAGUGAUUCAUAGUUAUUUUGAUAAAAAUGGCUAUCAGUUACAACUACAUGUCCAUGUAUUACUUUUAUGAAUUCCUAUAAUUUGACAUUAUUCCUAAAAAUGUGCCAUGUUUUUUUAGCUUAAAUUGUGACAUGUACAUCUAUAUGGUAUUUAAUUAACACUGAUCAAUUAAAUUAUCUGCUAAUAUCAUAAUUGUUUAAUCAUAACUGAAUGAAAAAAAUGUAUCUUUGAGAAUCAGUGAAUAGAAACAAUACCAUUUAUAGACAAUAUCGAUAUCAUGUGAAAUCGACAUAGAAAGCUGUUGAUUACAUCGGCGAAGUGAUGACAACAAAAAGUCUAUCUACUUUUGCUACAUCGCUAUUCUUCUGGUGAUUAACAUUUUACAAACGAAUGAUAUGUUUUAUUGAUAAAAUUCAUGGAUCUUACUCACUAAUUAAUGUACAGAGAUUCCCAGCGAAUGUCUACAUACAGAGCAAUGCACGUGUCAUUCGCCGAGUAAUGACUUGUGCAUGGUGCAGAAAUGUACAUCCGACAUUCAGUAAUGCAUGUGCAUCUAAACAGCUACAUCUGUAGUGCGCAGACGAUGCUUUAUUAUUGUAACAAUGCCAGAGAUUGUUCUUACAAUGUAGGUGUGAGAAAGUACCGUAUUUUUUGUCAUUUAUCUGUGAGCAGUCUGGCACAAUGUAAACAAAUCUUAAGUUACCUGUCGUGUUCACAGUCGAUCAGAACAUACUCCAAAAACACGUACAUGUAUGUUAGGAUUAGAAAGACAAAUGUAAGGAAUACCUAUUAUUGAUCAUAAAACUACAGUGAUUGUGUGAUGAAGGAUGAUACAAGAGUGAUUGUGUGAUGGAGGGUGAUACUAGAAUGAUAAUGUGAUGAAGGGUGAUACUAGAGUGAUAAUGUGAUGAAGGGUGAUACUAGAGUGCUAAUGUGAUGAAGGAUGAUACAAGAGUGAUUGUGUGAUGAAGGGUGAUACUAGAGUGAUAAUGUGAUGAAGGGUGAUACUAGAGUGAUAAUGUAAUGAAGGGCGAUACUAGAGUGAUAAUGUGAUGAAGGGUGAUACUAGAGUGAUAAUGUAAUGAAGGGCGAUACUAGAGUGAUAAUGUAAUGAAGGGCGAUACUAGAGUGAUAAUGUAAUGAAGGGCGAUACUAGAGUGAUAAUGUAAUGAAGUAUGAUAUUGCAGGGGGUUGAAGUAUGAUAUUACAGUGGGUUGAAGUAUGAUAUUACAGUGGGUUGAAGUAUGAUAUUACAGUGGGUUGAAGUAUGAUAUUGCAGUGGGUUGAAGUAUGAUAUUACUGUGGGUUGAAGUAUGAUACUACAGUGGGUUGAAGUAUGAUAUUACUGUGGGUUGAAGUAUGAUAUUGCACUGGGUUGAAGUAUGAUAUUACUGUGGGUUGAAGUAUGAUAUUGCAGUGGGUUGAAGUAUGAUAUUACUGUGGGUUGAAGUAUGAUAUUGCAGUGAGUUGAAGUAUGAUACUACAGUGGGUUGAAGUAUGAUAUUACAGUGGGUUGAAGUAUGAUACUAAAGUGGGUUGAAGUAUGAUACUACAGUGGGUUGAAGUAUGAUAUUGCAGUGGGUUGAAGUAUGAUGUUACAGUGGGUUGACGUAUGCUAUUGCAGUGGGUUGAAGUAUGAUAUUACUGUGGGUUGAAGUAUGAUAUUACAGUGGGUUGAAGUAUGAUAUUACUGUGGGUUGAAGUAUGAUAUUGCACUGGGUUGAAGUAUGAUAUUACUGUGGGUUGAAGUAUGAUACUAAAGUGGGUUGAAUUAUGAUAUUACAGUGGGUUGAAGUAUGAUACUAAAGUGGGUUGAAACUGUGGGUUGAAGUAUGAUAUUACAAUGGGUUGAAGUAUGAUAUUACAGUGGGUUGAAGUAUGACACUACAGUGGGUUGAAGUAUGAUAUUACUGUGGGUUGAAGUAUGAUACUAAAGUGGGUUGAAGUAUGAUAUUACUGUGGGUUGAAGUAUGAUAUUACUGUGGGUUGAAGUAUGAUAUUACUGUGGGUUGAAACUGUGGGUUGAAACUGUGGGUUGAAGUAUGAUAUUACAAUGGGUUGAAGUAUGAUAUUACAGUGGGCUGAAGUAUGACACUACAGUGGGUUGAAGUAUGAUAUUACUGUGGGUUGAAGUAUGAUACUAAAGUGGGUUGAAGUAUGAUAUUACUGUGGGUUGAAGUAUGACACUACAGUGGGUUGAAGUAUGAUACUAUAUUAAGUUGAAGUAUGACACUACUGUGGGUUGAAGUAUGAUAUUACUGUGGGUUGAAGUAUGAUACUACAGUGGGUUGAAGUAUGACACUACAGUGGGUUGAAGUAUGAUAUUACUGUGGGUUGAAGUAUGAUACUAAAGUGGGUUGAAGUAUGAUAUUACUGUGGGUUGAAGUAUGACACUACAGUGGGUUGAAGUAUGAUACUAUAUUAAGUUGAAGUAUGACACUACAGUGGGUUGAAGUAUGAUAUUACUGUGGGUUGAAGUAUGAUACUACAGUGGGUUGAAAUAUGAUAUUACAGUGGGUUGAAGUAUGAUACUUAAGUGGGUUGAAGUAUGAUAUUACUGUAGGUUGAAGUAUGAUACUACAUUGAGUUAAAGUAUGACACUACUGUGGGUUGAAGUAUGAUUAUAAGUGGGUUUUGAUCUAUCAAUAUUCUAACUAUCCUUUACAUAUACCGCCGCCAUUAUUCACAUGUACAAGAAGAGUCCUGAAUAUAUUCUAUAUAUACUCAUAUAUGAACAGUUCGCUGACUUUGCAUUUAAUAAAUUGUUUAAAUAUUUGGAAGCACCGUAUAUUAAGAAAAAAAUGUAUGUUUGUUGCAACUUUCUUCUUUCCUUGGAGAUAGUAUGAAUGUGAAAGUAUUUUGAAAAAUUGUGUGAAUUGUUGUCAAGCGAAAUCAAACACUUGGGUGUGUAAAGGGAGAUCACUCUUGUUGUAACCCUCAUAUGUACUUAUCGUGCCAAGACACAUUCUAAACCCAUGGCACUUACUACAUGUUUUUUUUUUAUUAUGUGAAGCUCCAUCGUUGCUUUGCUUUUAUUCAUCUGUUACUGAUUUAUGCAAUACAAAAUAAAAUGGAUUAAACAGU
Messenger RNA from Ylistrum balloti, 4223 nucleotides. RefSeq lists its product as uncharacterized. The record is from RefSeq and is a predicted model, not a curated record. The coding region runs from base 278 to 1039 and encodes 253 amino acids. NCBI's taxonomy places the organism in Eukaryota, Metazoa, Mollusca, Bivalvia, Pectinida, Pectinidae. The transcript is spliced from 3 exons.